This is a messenger RNA of Mus musculus (house mouse), 1819 nucleotides long. RefSeq names its product C-type lectin domain family 2, member m (gene Clec2m). Gene Ontology annotation, molecular function: carbohydrate binding. The transcript has 5 exons. NCBI's taxonomy places the organism in Eukaryota, Metazoa, Chordata, Mammalia, Rodentia, Muridae. The record is from RefSeq and is a predicted model, not a curated record. The coding region runs from base 244 to 777 and encodes 177 amino acids. Gene Ontology annotation, cellular component: membrane.
GACACCCGUUGGAGCGUGCUACCGUUAGAGGACAGGGCCAGUGAGAUGUCUUGUGGCCCAUCAUGCAGAACCAUCACGCUGGAGUGGUGCUAUCUCUCCCAUCUAUCAAUCUUGCUCUAGUCUUGAUUCCAAAGAAACUCAGCCCUCCGAGUCUAGAGCUUUGAAGACAACGGAUACAACUAUCAGUUCUCCUUUCCGCUUAAGAAUUUUCUCAAUCUCUGUAGUCACUGGAGCACCAUUUCUAUGCAGACCGACACUUCACCCAGACUACCUCAGACAAGCCAUGAACGCAGGCAUCACAGGUUAAUGUUCGAUGCGAAGAAAGUGCUGACCCUUUGGACCCUGCUAGGAGGUGCUGUUGCUGUUCUUCUUUGGGGGUUUUUCAGUUUUCCUAGAAAAUUUACAGUUACAAGAACAGCCAGAAACAAGACAUGUGACGACGAGGUAAAGCUGUGCCCUAAAGACUGGAACAAACUACGUCAGAACUGCUUCUCUCGUAUCCAACAUAAAAACUCGUGGCUUACUGCCAACGACACCUGCGAACUCCAUGAUGCAACUCUGGCUGUGUUCAUCGACAAAACUGAAGUGGAAAUUUUGAUGAAUCAAAUACAGGAGAUGAAAACAUAUUGGAUUGGACUGCACAGACAAAAUUUAUUAGGAAUCUGGGUUUGGACAAAUGGAAGUAAAUACAACAAUUUGAGCAUAGAGUCCCAGGCCAUGCUGCUUUUUAGAGGAGUGGAGUCACACAGCACCUCCCUAUCUGUGUCUGGAGGUUAAAUGUUGAUGGCUAGCAAAAGAACAGCAAGAGUUUGCAUGGGUUCCUCUCCACAGAGCACAUUUGAAUCGUGAUCACCAAAGUUUAGAUUCAUUCACUAUACAAGGCUGCGCUGGGUCUCAUAAAAGUCAUCCCUUUGUUUUCUUCCAGGCAUGAGAUCCAAGAUCAUGGUCAGUGUGCCUUCGUGCAUCAAAAGGGCAUAGACAGUACCAGUUGUGAGGAUCAAAAAGAAUUUAUUUGUACCAGAGAAGGCCAGUGCCCUUGAAGAUUUCUUCCAUCCAAAGGAACACGAAGAGCAGUGUCUCGUUUUGUCUGUGAUGUGUAUUCCUUUCCAUCGACAUCACUUUAAGUCUAAUUUGACUGACAAACAUGUACAUGAAUGUUAUCUUCAUUGAAAUAGUGACUACAAAGCCUAACAAUUAAACCAAGCUUGGCGUGGUACUGCUGCAUCAUCGAGGUUGGUGCAUUUGAAGCUAUGGCCAUGAAGGGCCUUGCUCAGAAGUGAUCCAUCUCAGUGGAGCACACGAGAGGGCAUAAAGAAUAAAGAGGAAAAUCCCUCUGCUUGUCCAAAAUUCAGUGACAUCUUCCAGAAGAAAAACAAGAGCUGCAGGACAGGGUGAGCACAAAAAAUGCUUUGUUUGCCCUCAAAUAAUACAUGAUUCACGUUGAACUGUGAAGGAAGGCAAAAGGGGAGAAACUAUUGUGACUGAAGUCCCAGUGUCACCAGUGAGGGCCAGGCAACUCGCCACAGGUCUCUGCCAAACUGAAAGACUUGAGGUAACCUGGAUUUGCUGUUGCCAUAGUUGCUGAAAGAGUAAAGGACACAAAUUUCGUGAUGAGUCGGUAUGAACAGAACGUGAGCACCCGGAAGUAGAGAGGAACAUGAAGAAAAGAAGCUUUGUGACCUUGAAGAAUCCAUGGAGGUUAGCCUAAAUUCCAAAAGCUGUUUCACUCAGAUUCUGGAUAACACCAAAAUGAUCUUGAAGAAAGGGAGGUAUAGACAUUAACGCUGGUCAUCAUUAAAAUAAAAAUCUCUUCAACUAC